GAGUUUUAUUUCGACUAGAAAUUUGAAGAGUUUAGAUAUAGUUUUUGUUUGAUCCUACUUAUUCAGUGAUCAGUUGUUAGCUGACAUUAUUUCAUCGUUUUAAAUAUUAUAGAUAGCUUGAAGUGGUUUCAAAUUGCUGUUGGAGUGUUUUUCGUGAUUUUAAGCUUAUUAGCAGUGCAGAAAUUAAAAUUGUGUAGCAUAAUGGCGCCUAUAAACAAUGAAUAUGACUACGAUUUGGUUGUGAUUGGAGGCGGAUCAGGAGGACUAGCCUGUGCAAAGGAAGCGGUGGCUUUGGGGGCAAGGGUUGCAUGCUUAGACUAUGUUAAACCUUCACCAGCGGGUUCUAAAUGGGGUCUGGGAGGAACUUGUGUGAAUGUUGGAUGUAUUCCUAAAAAACUUAUGCAUCAAGCAGCCCAUUUGGGUGAAGCUGUACAUGAAUCUAUGGCAUAUGGCUGGCAAAUUCCAGAGCCAGAGAAGAUAUCAUCGAAUUGGAAUAAAUUAGUUCAAGCUGUCCAAAAUCAUAUAAAAUCUGUAAACUGGGUUACCCGUGUUGACUUACGAGAUAAAAAAGUGGAGUAUAUUAAUGGCUUAGGUUACUUCAAAGAUCCUCAUACAGUAAUAGCUAAGAUGAAAAAUGGAACAGAACGGUCCAUAACUGCGCAGAAUGUGUUAAUCGCGGUAGGUGGACGCCCAAGAUAUUCACCAAUACCUGGGGCUGUAGAGUAUGGUAUCACUAGUGAUGAUAUCUUUAGUUUGGAUCGUGAGCCAGGAAAGACCCUUGUUAUUGGCGCUGGGUAUAUAGGAUUAGAAUGCGCCGGCUUCCUUAAAGGCUUGGGAUACGACGCUACAGUUAUGGUGCGUUCUGUUGUUUUACGAGAAUUCGAUCAACAAAUGGCGGGCAUUAUAAAAGACUCCAUGGUUGAGCGUGGGAUUAAAUUUUUGUUUACCACAUUGCCAAAUUCUAUCGAGAAGCAAAAUGAUGGUCGUUUGAAAGUUAAAUGGACCAACUCCAAUACAGGGGAAGAAGGAUCAGAUGUCUUUGACACAGUACUUUUUGCUAUCGGCCGCAAAGGUUUAGUUGAGGACCUUAAUUUAGGUUCGGCUGGUGUGGAAGUAAAAAAUGAUAAAAUUCUAGCCAAUGAUGCAGAACAAACAAAUGUUCCACAUAUCUAUGCGGUUGGUGAUAUUUUGCAAGGCAAAUUAGAACUAACACCAGUAGCUAUACAUGCCGGCCGUUUACUAGCCCGUCGACUAUUCUCAGGAUCAACGCAGUUGAUGGACUAUGCCAAUGUGGCUACAACUGUGUUCACUCCAUUGGAAUAUUCUUGUGUUGGUUUGUCAGAGGAAGUGGCAUUACAAAAAUAUGGUGAAGACAAUAUAGAAGUUUUCCAUGGUUUCUACAAACCAACAGAGUUUUUCAUACCUCAAAAAAGCGUUCGCUAUUGUUAUCUUAAAGCUAUUGCUGAAAGAAGCGGGGAUCAGAAAGUACUGGGAUUGCAUUACGUUGGACCAGUAGCAGGAGAGGUUAUGCAAGGAUUUGCAGCUGCUGUAAAAGCUGGUCUCACAAUGAAAAUUUUAUUAAACACUGUCGGAAUUCACCCAACUACUGCAGAAGAAUUCACCCGACUUUCCAUUACAAAGCGAUCUGGUCUGGAUCCUACACCUGCAACUUGUUGCAGUUAAACGGAACGAUUUAUAGCAAUAUAAUUUUAGGCAAUGUCUAACAUUUUCUAAAAGAAAACAAUAAAUUAAUUAAUGUACUUA
Messenger RNA from Bactrocera tryoni, 1764 nucleotides. It is a transcript of the gene Trxr1, whose product is annotated as thioredoxin reductase 1, mitochondrial. Gene Ontology annotation, molecular function: thioredoxin-disulfide reductase (NADPH) activity; flavin adenine dinucleotide binding; glutathione-disulfide reductase (NADPH) activity. Gene Ontology annotation, biological process: cellular response to oxidative stress; cell redox homeostasis; glutathione metabolic process. Lineage: Eukaryota; Metazoa; Arthropoda; Insecta; Diptera; Tephritidae. The coding region runs from base 202 to 1683 and encodes 493 amino acids. The transcript is spliced from 6 exons. The record is from RefSeq and is a predicted model, not a curated record. Gene Ontology annotation, cellular component: cytosol; mitochondrion.